UCCUUUCCCAUCUUCAUCUUGUAUAGGAUAAAUUUUGCCUUUCCCCAGCUCUCAGGAAUCCUCCACUCUCUCCACUCUCUCGGUCACCAAGAUGCACCGGCUCAGCCUCUCUGCAGUUCUCCUUGUCCUCCUGGUCACCUUGGUGGCCAGCACCCAGGAGAGAGGAACCAGUGCUCCUUCCCAAGCCCCGCCACCUGCUUUCUGCCUGGACCCUCCCUACACGGGUCCCUGCAAGGCUCUGUUUCCCAGAUUCUUCUUCAAUGCCACCUCCAGGCUCUGUGAGAAAUUUGUAUAUGGUGGCUGCAGAGCGAAGCAGAACAACUUCCAGAACAAGGAGCAGUGUGUCCAGACUUGUGCCCCGCCACCUGCUUUCUGCCUGGACCCUCCCUACACGGGUCCCUGCAAGGCUCUGUUUCCCAGAUUCUUCUUCAAUGCCACCUCCAGGCUCUGUGAGAAAUUUGUAUAUGGUGGCUGCAGAGCGAAGCAGAACAACUUCCAGAACAAGGAGCAGUGUGUCCAGACUUGUGGUUUGGUGAAGUUACUUCAUUGCUGUCUGUCCCCUGGCUUCAGGGAGGACUGCAGUUGCUCAUUUCUGGGGUGGUCUAGGACAGCGGUGGCAAACCUGUGGCAUGUGUGUCACAGUGGGCUGUUUGUAUCAUUGAAAGCGUGAUGCUGAAACCUGUGUUGCCUGGACCUGGUAAAGUCCAAGACCCCACCCCCACAAUCCCCCAUCUGUAACAAUUUCCAACAGCAAUAAAUAUUCUUCUAGCAUAGUA
Molecule: messenger RNA, 776 nt
Organism: Heterocephalus glaber (naked mole-rat)
Lineage: Eukaryota; Metazoa; Chordata; Mammalia; Rodentia; Bathyergidae
Source: RefSeq, a predicted model, not a curated record